This is a messenger RNA of Pelagomonas calceolata, 948 nucleotides long. The record is from the annotation of a GenBank genome assembly. Lineage: Eukaryota; Pelagophyceae; Pelagomonadales; Pelagomonadaceae.
AACGCACUCGAGAGCAAGAGUCCAUACGGCGCGAAUUCGCAGCGUUCGACGGGCAGCGCUCGCUGUCCGGAGCUCCACGAACCCAGGCAGCCGACGGAACCCAUGGCCGACGCCACGGACGACGGCGGCCUCCGCGGCAGCCUCUCACCUGAAACAUUAGCCUUCUACGAGGACGCCUUCGGGACCAUGGACCCCAUCGAUGGCCAAGUAGCACCUCAACAAUUCCUCGACCUCAUCAAAAUUGUGGGAGUGGACGCGAACAUCGACACGGCUGCCAAGGUCGUGAACGACUGCGGCGGCCUCGACUUCGACUCAUUUCUCGAGCUAGUGCAAGACUGCGAUUCGAGUAGCGUGACGGCCUUUCGAAGGAGCUUCCGGGACACCGUUACGAACCGCAUAAAGGACAUCGAAGGGCGGGAAGCCGCUGCACGGGCGCACGAACAACGCAUCGACGAGGCCGUGUCCUUCGUGAAGGCCGCGAAGCUGAGCCAGGCGACGCUCGACCACCUCAACCGGAAGUACGACGAGCUGCUGGAGCACGGUUCACCGGUGGGCGUCGAGGAAAUCGCCAAAGGGUUGCGGGACGAGGGCGACUUGGUCGAGGAGCAAGCGCGCCGGGACGCGUGGAUCCUCGUCGAGCAGGCGUCGCUGGAUGACGACAAGUCGACAGUGUGUCGGGAGGCGUUUCUGCGACAGUGCGCGGACCGGAAAGAAGGCUGGCAGUACUGGUGGCGCGGCGACCGCAUCCAGCGGGACGAUCGAGGUUUCUCCGCGGGCGGCGGCUUGGGUUUGUUGAACGACAUUGCUGAUGCGGGGUGGCGGAUCAAGAACGAGCGGCUCGCGAACAAGUGGCGGGAGGAUGAUCGGAACGAGGAAGCGAAACUGCUCGCGCGCGUCCACGAGCUCCAGGAGGAGCGGCUCGGGGGCAGUAGGAGCUAUCUAAGAUAA